AUGCCUUCCGCGUUGGACUUGGAUCCGUUCAGUCAGCCAGAGUGGAGUGAUUCCAGCGAUUCAGUAGAGCCUGCUCCUCUGCCUCAGUUGGGAUACUUUGUGCCUGUUAGAUGCAGAUGCGAGAGAGCGUCGCACCAUGUGUGUCGGAGAAGUAAAAGAGAAUCUCCCCGGUCGCGUCGCUCCAUAUCGCAAUGUUCCUGCAACAGCAUGUCUCGUCGGUCGUCGGUUGCAGCGUCACCGAUGCCGUUGCCUCCACUCAACAACACCGUCGAAAUGUACGUCGAGCCGGUAGUCGAAGAUACUGCAGAACGAAGCGCUGGCUGGGAGACGCAUCGUGUACGCCUGAAUAGGGUACCAGGUUAUGGGUUCGGGAUCGCUGUGUCCGGUGGCAGGGACAAUCCUCAUUUCGCUAGUGGCGACCCAUCCAUUGCUGUGUCGGACGUGCUGAGAGGGGGGCCAGCUGAAGAUAAAUUACAAGUGAAUGAUAGGAUAGUGUCUGUGAACGGAGUACCUUUAGAGAAUGUGGAAUAUGCCCGUGCGGUGCAAGUGUUACGGGAUUCAGGAGCGGCUGUUUCGCUGGUGGUUAAGAGGAGAGCCCCCGCUCCUCCCCCGACAGCGCCAACCACCAUCAAGCUGUCUCUGUCUAGAAACGGGAAGAAAGAAGAUUUCGGAAUAGUCUUAGGAUGUAAACUAUAUGUCAAAGAAUUAACUAUGAGGGCGCGUGAACAGCUCAACCAAGCAGGCCAGGGACUAUGCGAAGGCGAUGUAGUGACAAGGAUCAACAACAGCCCUGUCACUGACGCAAUGACGCUGAAGGAAGCCAGGAAACUAAUAGAGAGUUGUAAAGACCGCCUCAAUUUGGUGAUAACGAGGGAACUGAUCAGGGAGGAGACAGUGACCAAUGGAAAUUAUCAAAAUAACUACAAUAGCUUAGAAGCCCAACCACACAACGUAUACACGGGAGGGGGAGAGGCGAUAUCGCCUGCUUACUCUAGCAGUGGACAGAAUUUGUAUGUAGCUGCGCCAGUGAGAGGCAACGAGAACAGAAGGGGACAGAUGCCACACGAACACGACCAACCGCCUAGACCGCCACCCCCAAGAAAUGAAGAUUACUAUAGCAGUAGAAGACAGCUGUACGAAGAGGACGGUGUCGUCAAUCAACGGAAUAAGCCCCCAAGCGAGCCUCGUCUGAUAAGUUUCCAAAAGGAGGGUUCGGUCGGUCUCCGGUUAUGUGGUGGGAACAGAUCAGGAGUCUUCGUAUCAGGAGUUCAGCCCACAAGUCCUGCCGCGUUACAGGGGUUACAGCCAGCCGACAAAAUACUUAAGGUUAACGAUAUGGAGAUGAAAGGUGUGACUCGGGAGGAAGCUGUCUUGUUCUUAUUGAGUCUCCAAGAGCGAAUAGAUCUUAUAGUUCAGCAUUCGCCUGACGAAUACAACGCUGUAGCAAGUGGACAGAUGCCCGGAGAUUCAUUUCAUGUAAAGACCCAUUUUCACUACACUGAGCCUACAGACGGCGAGAUGUCAUUCCGUUGCGGUGAUGUGUUUCACGUAGUGGACACGUUACACAAUGGAACAGUGGGCGCCUGGCAAGUUUACAGGAUAGGUCGAAAUAACCAAGAAGUCCAGAAAGGAAUAAUACCGAAUAAAGCACGAGCGGAAGAAUUAGCAACAGCACAGUUCAACGCUACCAAAAAGGAGAUGUCGGGGAAUGACGUCAAACACAACUUCUUCAGGAGGAGGAGAUCUACGCAUCGACGCAGCAAGAGCCUUGGCAAGGAGCACUGGGACGAGGUGGUGUUAUCAGACAGCAUCAGCAAGUUCCCCGCGUACGAGCGCGUGGUGCUGCAGCAGCCGGGCUUCGUACGCCCGGUGAUCGUGCUGGGCGCCGUCGCGGACAUCGCCCGCGAGCGGCUCCUCACCGAGACGCCUGACAAGUUCGCCUCGCCCAAAAUGGACAGCAAUUUAGAAGACAGCAAGACCAAAUCAGCGGGCAUUAUCCGUCUAUCCAGUAUCAGAACAAUAAUGGAGAGGGGGAAGCACGCCCUAUUGGACAUCACACCUAAUGCAGUGGACCGGCUCAACUACGCUCAGUUCUACCCUAUAGUCAUCUUUUUGAAGGCCGAUAAUAAGCAUAUUAUCAAACAGUUGAGGGCUGGUCUACCCAAGUCCGCGCACAAGUCUUCCAAAAAGCUUCUAGAACAGUGUCAACACAUGGAGAGGGUAUGGGGACACGUGUUCACGCACACUAUCACACUGAGCGAGGCCAAUCAGAACACCUGGUUCAGCAAACUAGUGGAUCUCGUACAAAUAACACAGCAGCAACAGUUAUGGGUGUCUGAAACUAAGAGGCCGGAGCCGUUGUCAGACGACUUUUUGUUCUCAAUGUCUUCGAGUACGGAGAAUCGUUUGUCUUACGCGUCAAGUCCGGAGAGUGAUUUGGAAGUGAGCCCGCCGCCUGCUCCAAGACUAGUCAAGUCGUCCUCCGACCCAUCUAUAGCGACAACUCAAGAUAACAUGGAUCGGGACGACGACAUGGGACAUAUGGCCGACGCUGUCCCACCUCCUUACACGCAGGGAGGCUACGGGGACAGCAAGUACGGCUUCUCAAACACUAACGGCACCAACAAUGGGCACGAUGCACCCCCGUACCAUGGUAGCAUGACGCAUUCGCCACCACACUCUCCAUUGUAUGGCACCGUACCCGAGUUGCCCCCUCGUGGAACCGUGAAUAGGCCUACUGGAGGUGUAUUGUUACCGGCCCCACCUCCUGGAAGACCACCUCAUUCAUUGAGACAUAAUCCACCCAACAAUCGACCGAGUGCACAAGAGCGUUUGUUCGGACCACCCAAAGAGGCGGGCAGUGACGAAGCGUCCACAUACAACGCUCGUCCCACCAGCAUGAUAGUACAAAGUACACAAGGGCAGGGCUCCUUGGAUAGGCAUCGACACCCAUCGAAUCCGCAAAGUUCAUACGACGGCACACCCUCAUACGACUACAGUAGUUCCAACAAUGGUUCAGCUAUGGGCUCCUGUAGGCUACCACCGAAUGCACCUGAUGAUCUCAAAGUUGCUCCACCACCUGCUAAAAUGGAACCACCGCCUCCUCCAAAUCCCACAGUAAUGUCCGCACAAAGUCCACAACGGAAUUCCAAUUCGCACGAACACAAUUCACUGGAUUAUAGAAACAAUGAAAAUAAUUACAGGUCGCAGGAUAACUACAGGAGUCCACAGUCGAAUCGUCCGCCGCCUGUGAAUGGGAACAGUCCACACACGCCGAUGCACGCGCGGGGUCCAUCGCUGCCCAAUGUACCUUGCAACGACCAUGCCAAAUAUAGCAGCGGACGUACAAACUCGGCGUCUCAAGCGGACUAUGGUGGGCGAGGGGGUGCUCCCGUGCCCCCUUAUAAGCCCGUUCCGCCCCCCAAACCGAAACAUUAUCGUCCACCAGAUAAUCCACCACAUCAUCCUAGGAAUGGGAGCAUGGACCCGGCAGCGGCGACGCCCCCCCGCGCCCCUCCCCCGGGCUCGUACCCCCCUCACCCGCAGUACUCACACCAGCAUUCACAUUCACAGCCAGCACAUCGACCACACAAUAACUACCAUCAGCAAAAUAUGUACGGUGGUCAAAUGGCACCGCAGUCGCCGCCGUAUUCUGGUCCGCCAUCUCAUCACCGAGCUAUAAACCUGCCCCAUAACCCGCAUCUUAUAGAUUUAGCUGGCAGCAGAGAGCAAAGAGGAUCUGCGUUCGAACUAUACAGAAAGCCUCAGCACAUGCAUAAUUUAAGUUCUUCCGAAGUCAUGAAUUCAAGCGUGGAGCGCGACGAGUCGUUCUCACCAAAAACUAAAAAGAAAUUAUCGAAAAAACCAUCGUUCAUUAAGAACGCAGUACUCGAUCUGUUCCGUUCGAAAACGAAAAGUUCGCAAAAAGUAUCUCGGCAAAAGUCACUUUGCGAGAGUGACUUACAGCAGAGACAGUUGCCUAAUAUGCCUAUGUUAAGACGAGAGAAGUCCGAUGUAAGCGAUUUAAGCAUACAUAUGAGAAAUACGCAAAUCAGAAAUCAAAUGUUGCAAAGAAGCACUUCAUCAUGCGAAAAACCCGUAUUGAAACCGAUACUAAAACGGCAGAGUUCAUUUUGUGAUGAAAGAAACGGGUCCAUAUGCACAGUUAGAGAUUAUGACGCUAAACCUGUGGUAAAAGGUCUUCUAAGGCAGAAUUCCAUGUGUGACAUAGAAACAGAACCGAAAGUUACCCCGUUGUUACGUAGACAGAACUCUAUGAUAGAAUACAAUAGAAAAGGUAUUUAUGGACAGACAUAUAGCUUUAAUAUGAUAACCAAAAUAGACCCAAUUUACCAAAGACAGCAGCAAGUGAAACAUGAACCAUUCCAUCCUACCCAGCCUUUACCUCCAGAACCGAUAUACCAAAGUAAAGAACACGUUAUAUACGAUCCUAUUCCAAAGCCAAGGAGAACUUAUGCCUCAUUAUAUGAUACUUCAAGUGAAAACCCUUAUGCCACUAGAUCAGAAGCAUCUAAUACUAGUUAUGAAAAUCCGUAUGCUAACCGUCAAACUAUGGCUAUGCCUCUAAUGGAUUCACCUUAUGGAAGUAGAGUUGAAUGUGUAAGUGAAAGCCCUUACGCGACUAGAGCUGAUUGUGUAAGAGAAAACCCAUAUGCCACUAGAGAUGAGUUGGUGCCUGAGAGUCCUUAUGGUACGAUAAAACAGGACGUUAGUAGGCAAUCAGAAUCCUUUUAUAAUGAGUCACCUUAUUCAAGUAAAGAGCAAAUGCUUAGACAAAGAAUGGUAUCCGAAAGUCCCUAUUCGACUAAGGAAGAAAUGUUACGUCAGAGGUUCUCAGAAUCGCCAUAUAAUACUAAAGAGGAAUUAUUCAAACAAAGAAAGGAUAGUUCCUUUACGUCAAAAGAACCGAAUCAUGGCAAAAGAACAUAUGACCCUCCUCCGAGUACAUCAUGGACGGAAAAUCCUUACAGCGUAAGACCUGAAAGAAGGUUACAGACCCCUCCUGUCGUGUAUACUAGUAGGGUUUCACCUAUGGGCAAAUGUAUGAGUGAACCACCCUAUGCCACUAGAACAGAAAUGAUGGCUAGGUUAUCACAAACUGAAUCACCAUACGCUACAAGGUCAGAAGUAAGAUCUAGUUGUUCAGAAACACAUUAUAGUAGUAGGCAGGAAAUUUCUGAAAUUAGUCACGAUAUUCGACCUGCUUCAGCUGAGUGCACUUAUGUAUCCAAACAAGAAAUAUUAUCGCAAAAAGCAGCCUUUCAAGCUAGCAAGGAGUCUAGUUACACUAUAAGAUUAGAAGAAAAAUUAGAAAUCAUUAAACAAAGAAAUCAAGCAAAAAAGGAUAUGAUAUAUCAGUCAAGAAAAGAGGCCAAUGAAAGCGAUACAGCUAAAAUGAGAGAACCUUUGUAUGUAUCUAAAAGAGAAUUAAAAGAGAGUGUUAUUUACGAGUCUCAACAAGAGUUAAAAGAUGCAGCACAAGCUUUGGUCGAAGAAGAAGGUAGUGCUCGCAGUAGUCCAUAUGAAUUAAGUGAUGCUAAUCAUUUGUCUCGACGUGAACCAGUAUAUCAAACUAAAGCCGAAGUGCAAGGAACAAUAGACAAUGAAACAUUCCAAGAAAUAGAUUUUUCGAAACUGAGAUUAACUGAAUCAAAAACGGACGCGGAGAAAGAAAAAUCUCUUAAUGUGGAAUCCAAUGUAUUAAAAGGAGAACCAAUAUUUGCACCUAGACUUCACGGUAAAGCUGAGCAUAUUUCUAGCGCAUUAAAAUCAACCACAACACCAGUACCUUAUGAAUCUACAACAUCUAUUGAAACACAUUACGCUUCUGAAUGCAGUAUGAAUUUCGAGAAUAAGCCACAAAGUACUCCUUAUGCUUCACAAGAUUUACAGGACCGCAUACCCAAACCUAAUAGGACAGUAACUUUCUGUGAGCAAAUAUUAGAAAGAAGUCAAGAGACAAGUCAGGAAAAUUCUGAAAAUACUUCUAACAGUCAAAAUGAGACAACCGUCUGUCAAAAUACAGUUAUAAACAAUGACACGAACGCAACAGGGGUCAAAGUGGAUGAAGUUCAACCUGACAGUCCUCAUACUACAUGGGGUAUAUUCGAUAGUGAAGGGGGAAUACUUGAAGAUAGGCAAUGGGGUGUCUCCUUAAUAAUACCUCCAAAAGCAAUUGCUCCCGGCAUCAAGCAAAAAAUUUAUUUUACGGUCUCAGAUCCAAGAUUAAGCCAACGAGUGGGGGGACCGCCCAUCGAUAUGGACAAUGGUGAAGCGAUGCUGUCUCCACUCGUGAUGUGUGGCCCUCAAGGCCUCGUUUUCUUAAGGCCGGUGACGCUCCGCCUCCCGCACUGUGCCAACGCCGUGCCUUCCCUAGGUCUCACUAUUAAGGCCACAGACACCGAAGCACAUCUUAGCACUGAUUGGGAUCAGAUACAUUUACCCGCCACCACUACAUUGAACACUGUUGCCGUUAAAGUUGACCAUUUUUAA
This is a messenger RNA of Diatraea saccharalis (sugarcane borer), 6513 nucleotides long. NCBI's taxonomy places the organism in Eukaryota, Metazoa, Arthropoda, Insecta, Lepidoptera, Crambidae. The record is from the annotation of a GenBank genome assembly.